UGAUAAUACCGAAUAAGAAUUAUGAGGUUUUUUGAGUGCUCUCUCAGACAUCAACACCUGGAACUUAUGUUGUAGGUAAGAACACUACCUCUCUCUCACUAAACUCAAGUGCUUAUUCCACUACCUUCAGUGCCUCAAAUCUGCACUCAAUCUUCCGCUAUAUAAAUUCACACAUUCACGAAUCCAAUUCAAACACACAACACAACAUCGAACAAAAACACAAUCUUGGUUACUUUCAAAUCCCUCCAAGAAACUAAAUGGCAUCUUCCAUUAAAUUUCUCUGCAUACUUGGCCUGAUCUUCCUCGUUGGAGCCGUUGUUGACGGUGCAGGAGAGUGCGGUAGAUCUUCGCCGGACAAUGAAGCAAUGAAGCUGGCUCCAUGUGCAGGUGCAGCUCAGGACGCAAACACCGCCGUGCCAGGAGGUUGUUGCACUCAGAUUAAGAGAUUUUCUCAAAACCCUAAAUGUCUCUGCGCCAUUCUUCUUUCCGACACGGCCAAAGCCUCCGGUGUUGAUCCUGAGGUUGCCCUUACCAUCCCAAAACGCUGCAAUUUCGCUAACCGCCCAGUUGGUUACAAGUGUGGACCAUACACACUUCCGUAGAUUGUUGACGACUAUAAGGAUGAAGGAGAUAACACUGAGCUUUAUGUGGAAGCUUUGAGUUUACUACUAUGUCUCCAUGUACCGUAUAAUAUAUGAAUAACGAUAAUGUUUAUAUGUAUCAGCAGUGUGACUGUUAUUGGACCUAUAUUAAUAAAUAUAUAAAAUGAUUCCACUCUACGUUCUUAAA
Molecule: messenger RNA, 789 nt
Organism: Arabidopsis lyrata subsp. lyrata
Lineage: Eukaryota; Viridiplantae; Streptophyta; Magnoliopsida; Brassicales; Brassicaceae
Product: putative lipid-transfer protein DIR1
Exons: 2
Coding region: 258-602 (114 amino acids)
Biological process (GO): systemic acquired resistance
Molecular function (GO): fatty acid binding
Source: RefSeq, a predicted model, not a curated record